UGUUCACUCUGAUUUUUAAUCUGAGAGGGACAACAAUAGCACAAGGUUGGUCUUACAACUACUGGGUCGGCGCAAACUGAUACAUCUUUGACAGUAAAUGUGUGUCGCUUAAGUGUUUUAAUCAGCGAAGAUCGAAUAUCAACACAUCAAGCUUCUGUAAGAUAUAUAGCGUGCACUUAUCUGCAGAUAAGAUACAAGGCCCCGGGGUAGCCAGGCAUGACUCGCAAAUCAGGCAUCCGGAUCGGUACAAAAUAGUUCUAGUCUGUGUAUAGUGGUUGGUCGUAUAAAUGUUUGCUAUGAAGAUUAGAUGGAGGAUCAACAACCAAUCUCUGUAGACCUGAAUCCCAUCAGCCUACCAAUACCCGGCUGUCUCCUCCGCUGUGACGUCAUCAAUGAGGACCCGACCCCCGUGACCCUCCCCCCGAAGUUUCUGAGGGUGAGCAGGGACUGGACAGACGAAGAGCCACAGGACAGUACCGAGUCCCGGGGGAGAGAUAUUUUAUCAGCGCUCGAGUGGGUCAGGCAGCAAAUGGUGAUCCUGAGAAAAGAUGACAUCAAACUACUGAGGCGGUUCCUUGAUCUUCACGCCACCAUGAUGGAAUUAAAAUGGGUCUACGAGAGCGCAAACUCCGUGUCUGACGCCAGCAGUUAUAACGGAAGUAAUAUGUCACUCGAUGACGUCAUGAAUGCACCAAGGAACUGCUGUUUAACGAGUGACGAACAAGACACACAGUUCAGAGAACGUACAACGUCUUUACUCAUCCCCAGAAAAUCUCGCGUGACGAGAAUUCGAUGGAAAAGUAACGAGAUUAUAUGAUCAAUCAUUAUAUCAUUGUCUUAGACUCUCCUAGAACCCAUUGGGUUAUUCCUACAACCAUCCAAAGAGGCCAAAUGAAUUUUACAACUUAUGCAAAAGUCCGUAAUGUAACAAUACACGCCAAAAGGUCACGUGUAUCAUCUACAUGAUAUAGUGUGGUAAAUGCUUUUGGGGGCGCAGCAAAUAUAAACUACCGAUAUCUGCAUUGCCAUAUUUGUAAAAUGUCUCCCAUGGCUCCAUUCUCUGAGCCAUAACCACAUAGUGAUGAGUUUAGAGAUUUCAUUAAUACCCUCUCCGUUGUUCUCGUACCACGAGGCUUAUAAAAUGUUAAUUUCGAUUUAUGGUUGAUUUGCAACUUAUGUUUGAAAUCAUAUAUAUUUACAAUACUGUAGAUUCCUUAUUUUACGCGAGUACUUAAUUCCGCGAUUCAACGGUUUUCCAUCAAAUCGCGAAUGCCGAAAUUUUAUCAUAGUUUCAUGUAGUUUACAUAUGUCUGAAAAUUAAAAGCGAGAUUUUAAAAUUCGCGAGACGGGCUUCUCGCGAUUUUACGCGGAUAUUAAUUCAUCGCGUUUAAUUAGGAAUUUACAGUAACCAGUUUUCUCGAUGCAAAUUUUUGCACAGGAAUUUACGUUAUUUUAUGAAUUUGCAUAAUGAUUAAUAAAUAAACUGUGCUUUAAGGUUUGUUGCGUACGUAUAUAGAAUGCAAUUUGCAGCCGACAGAAGGUACUAUGAAAUCAAAUAAAAUUGAGUCACUAUGAAUUCCAUUGAUUCCACAGAUUUUGAUUGUAUACUUAUUUUUUUCAUUUCAACACUAAUAAAUAUUCAUUAUUGUU
Magallana angulata is the source of this 1650-nucleotide messenger RNA. RefSeq lists its product as uncharacterized. The transcript has 2 exons. The record is from RefSeq and is a predicted model, not a curated record. Bases 308 to 817 code for a protein of 169 amino acids. Lineage: Eukaryota; Metazoa; Mollusca; Bivalvia; Ostreida; Ostreidae.